Molecule: messenger RNA, 3331 nt
Organism: Strongylocentrotus purpuratus (purple sea urchin)
Lineage: Eukaryota; Metazoa; Echinodermata; Echinoidea; Camarodonta; Strongylocentrotidae
Product: beta-1,4-galactosyltransferase 5
Exons: 9
Coding region: 598-2013 (471 amino acids)
Biological process (GO): carbohydrate metabolic process
Molecular function (GO): UDP-galactose:glucosylceramide beta-1,4-galactosyltransferase activity
Source: RefSeq, a predicted model, not a curated record
UAGCCAUGCUUAUGCGGGACGAGCCCCACCGCUAAACUGACUCCGCAUUAUCUCCGAAACGACCAAUUAAUGGCUUUCCGCGCAACGUAAUUUUUGGUCGGUCUGUUAUCGAUUCGGCUAGUCAGACUGGGGUCUUACGAGCAGUUUACCGUGUAUACGUACCCGCAUCUAUUGCAUGGAAUACCGUUAGCAGCGUUACAUGGAUAUGCGGUGCAAUAUCAUUUUGCUGAAUACACGGUUGCCUUCACAUUUUCAGGGAAUAUAUAAUUACAAAAAAUGGAUUGAAUAGGUCGAUAGCUAAUUAGCUUCGACGUUGGUGUUCGCCGACGCGUAACUACUAGAAGUAUUAGUAAACCUUUCACGUUCUACCUUCGAGGAAACGCUGAACAUGGACACGCAAACCUACAUUUUAAGCGUAUGAUGGACCAUUUUACUGAUCAAAAUGAGCAGACGAUUCAUAUUUAACGCGAUGGUUUGACAAAAGGAGCCAAAAAUACGUUCUACGUUUUUUUUUUUUAUAUAAUAGUCACCUUUCAAUCGAGCUGCUAUAUCACAUGAUUUUGGGAUUACGUGGAGAUCAUUUAAGAUUCCUUCACAAUGUCGAUGCGGACGUGCCGAAACGCCUUCGCGAUGGUUCUCAUCUUCUGCUUGUGUUGUGUGGCGCUCUUAGCAUUUAUGUCAGUCUACAUCGACUAUUCCGGAACACAGCCAUUCAAACCGCCAGCUUUGUCCAUAAACUCUCGCAUCAGAUCGAGAAUCAAUUCGGAACAGAUAUUGGAGCACAACAGCACAAAAACAUUACCUCUGAAUGACAGAGAUUAUAAAAAAAACAAUAUAAGUUCCAAUACAUCAGCUUCUAUUGUGACGUCACCUAAUUCGACGUCGAAUGAGAAGGGUCAAGAUGAAACAAUAGACCAGGUACAGGCGGAUGAUCUAAAAGAUGACAUAGAAAAACGUGCUGACUUACGACAGCCCACGAAGACCCACGACGUUAAGGAAAAAACAGUAUCCUUGAGUCCGUGUCCAGGUUCGAUGGAUCUUCCAGAUGAACAGCUUACACCACGCAAGGAUCCAACGACCCUUCAAAAGGUCAACUUUGAGCUCUUAGGCAACUCAUUGCAGAAAACCCUAGAAGCGACCGACAUCGCCAAUAAAUCCCUCCCAAGCAUCAUCGUAAAGCGGAAGUCAAUCCAGGAAGCAGCUAGCUCCAUUGACCAGACGAUCUCCGAGAUGAAUCUUGCUGUCGACUUCGAUGAUUACCGACUUCUCCCCGGUGGUCAUUGGAUUCCCUUGUCAUGCAAAUCGCUUUUGAAGGUUGCCAUUGUGGUACCGUUCAGGAAUCGAUUUGAUCACCUACCGAUAUUCCUUCGUCACAUUGUGCCCUUACUCAAAAGACAAAAACUUGAAUUUUCCAUCUUUAUAUCAGAGCAGAGAAACGACAUACGAUUCAACCGAGCUAUGCUGAUGAACGUCGGUUUCGUCGAGGCCCUCAAUUUCACAAACUUCGACUGCGUCGUCUUCCACGAUAUUGAUCACCUCGCCCUCAACGUCAAAAACUAUUUCGGCUGUGAAAAUAUGCCUAGGCAUUUUAUAUCUGGUGAAGCUAUGUGGGGCUGGAAGAUAAUAUACGAGAAUCUCUUCGGCGGUGUUACAGGCAUAACCAAGCAACAAUUCUACACAAUAAACGGCCUAUCAAACGUCUACUGGGGGUGGGGCGGCGAGGAUGACGACUUCGCUGGCAGGGUACAAUCCAAGGGUCAUAAACGAACACGACCGCAGGGCAAGAUCGGAUACUUCGAUACAGUCAUUCAUGGAAAAAAGGAGUCCAGCGCGUUUAAUGAAGCCAGGUUCUGUCUCCUUAGGUAUUAUAAACAACGGAUGCCGACGGACGGAGUAUCCAACUUGAGGUACGAACCUCCAACGAUAGAGCUUCAUCCCCUCUACACCAACAUAUCUGUAAACAUCCAGAAGUUACCAUGGAAUCCAAGUUGGCAUAGAUGUCCGGGGCAAUGACAUAUCUAAUACAUUAUAUAUGCUCUAGAUCGGGGCCAUGUUUCAUAAAACUUGUUUUCAUUGAUAUAUUACAAUAAUUGUUAUAAGCUACUGAAAUCCUUGCAUUUGAUUGGCUGUGAGCAGUUUUGUCAUAGAUAUGUGGCAGUUGUUAUUGAUAACGAUUUUUAUGAAACAGAGCCCUAGGUCCCGUAUAACGACAGUUGCACUCAAUCGCAAAAUAGCAACGACCAAUCAAGAUCAUCGUUUCAAUAAUAUAUAUUGUUCAAAAGGCUUGCCUUCAACCAAUCAGAAUCGUUGUUGAUAAUUUGCAAUUGAUCUGCAAACGUUUGCGUUACGGGAUUCUGAAUUAGUUAACAUCAUUAGCUUUGGUAAUGAUAUAAAUUGCCUAUGUUUUAUUUAUUUAAAAAAAAAUUACCACAUGAUCAUUAAAUUAUUAUGUAGUCCUUUUUUGUAAAUGCAAUAUUUCUUUUUCUUCCUCUCUUUUUUUGUAAUAGGUGUUUUGUUUUUACAUUGUCUCUAAAUUUGUUUCUACGUUGUCUUUGUUUUACAUUUCUAUAUUGCAUCUAUAUUAUAAGGCCCAUGCCUGUCAAAAUUGACAUUCGUGGUGCAAUUGUGCGAAAAUGAUAUAAUUGUGGGCAAAAACCUAUAAAGUAAUUCAAGAAAAGAAAGCGAAUAAAUUUGAUUUUUUUUUUUUUUUUAAUUUUUUUUUUAAAACCUACUACAGAACAAAAUUUUGCACAAACAAAUUUACUUUAAAACAAGGGGGUCGAGGUGCACAUGCUGAAGAUAUAUUUUUAGGUUAUUUUCUCUACAUAUGGUAUUAGCUAGAAAACUAGACUAUUUUAACUUCAUUUUCUCAUUUUGCUCUUUUUUAGUUAACGAUGACAACCUACAGUUUGCAAACCAAGCUUUCUACUUCAUUCCUUCAUAUGUUUUCAUUUGUCUGAUUUCAAUUUAAAUACUAGGCAAUUGUAUUUAUAUCUCCGUUCGAUGUAUCGAAACUAUCAUUACUGACAUGGCCAGAAAUUAUUGUAUAUAUUUUUAUACCUAAUGAGAGAAUAAUUUGUAUAUUCUGAUUGUUAUCAGGGAGAUUCUUUAUGAUUUAUGUAAUGAGUGUAAAUGUAAAAUUUGAAGGCUAACAAUGAAACCGAAACUGAAACUUAAACGGACAGUUUUUUUUCGUAUUUCUUGGAAUAUGUUAUGGGUACCUAAAGAGUGGGACCGUAUAAACACAUUGUGUUAUGAUUUUAUGGUGAUGAUUUUUAUAUUUAUAAGGUGUUUUAUUCUCUCAAUAAAUGAUGAUGGUGAUAAUAAUGAA